Messenger RNA from Ambispora gerdemannii, 462 nucleotides. NCBI's taxonomy places the organism in Eukaryota, Fungi, Glomeromycota, Glomeromycetes, Archaeosporales, Ambisporaceae. The record is from the annotation of a GenBank genome assembly.
AUGGCCUCAUGCAUAGUCUGUCGCGGUCAUGCUGCCACUCUAAAUAGCUGUUUAAAUGGCAAUCCGAAUAUUACAGCGCAACAAUCUUUAAUAGGAAAGGUAUUUCAAAGCGGCGGGUUAAGUAUAAACAGUACAGAAGACAUCUCGCUCCCGGAACUACUUGCACCAGUAGCACAAUGUGUGUGCAUACCGACUUUUCCUCAACAAUACAACGAUUGUAUGACCUGCUUCAAUGGGACUGGAAAAAUUCCUGCCUCGGGAAACACCACUUUUAAUCUUGAGGAUAUAACAGCAGCGUGCCAAAUAGAAGCACAGUUGUUAGCUAAUACUACUGUAGUUGUUCCAAGUAUCGGUAAUAGCACAACAAUAACAACUUCUUCUGCUCCUAGAAAAUCAUUUAAUUCGAAAAAAGUUUUGGUUGCUGGGUUAACGAUUGUUGCCUUGUUGGCCGGAAAUUUAUAA